Laetiporus sulphureus 93-53 is the source of this 3070-nucleotide messenger RNA. RefSeq lists its product as uncharacterized. The record is from RefSeq and is a predicted model, not a curated record. The transcript is spliced from 2 exons. Bases 107 to 2614 code for a protein of 835 amino acids. NCBI's taxonomy places the organism in Eukaryota, Fungi, Basidiomycota, Agaricomycetes, Polyporales, Laetiporaceae.
GCUGCAACUCUCGCCCGUCCUCCCGCUGAUCUCCCCCGCUUUCCUUUGCUAGCCCACUCGGAUACUCUGACCUGCUCUGCAGUGUUCCGAUACACCACCUCGAGGCAUGCAUGAGAUUCUGCUAUCGCGUGGCCUAGGAUACAUCACCGCCGUCGCUGAUUUCUCACAGCGGGUCAAUCAACAGACACCGCAACCGCCGUCCACCGUUGCUCAUCCAACCGCGAAACCCCGCGGCCGCUCUAGAGACGUGUCUCCGGUUGCUGUUGCUGGCAAAGCGAGCGAGCAAGUGAUCCGAGCGCACAUAUCCGUUUCCGUAGUAAAGCAAUCUAAACCACGGAAGGAUCUGCUCUCGUGCGACGCGUACACCGCAUUGCCUUGCACGCGUUCCUUUCCAACAACCAUGCAUCAUCAGUCCAACCUGUGCUUGGCCACUACAGGACCGCUGGUGGCCUCACCAACCUCGCUGCCACUGUCUACGUCCACAUCACCAUUAUUAGUCUCACCUUCGCCCCUUGAUCCUGUCAUGCCACGUACUCAGUCAUCCACUACCAUUACUUCGCAGUCUUCCGAACCCACUCCGCUUGGUCCCUUAACCCCGCCUGAGGGUGUAUCCAUGCCUCUAGACUACUAUGAGAGGCCCCCGUCCCCCCCACGUACCCUGAAGGAUCAGAUGCAGGUCGCAUAUGCGCUUGAUGACAUGCAUCUCGCGAAGGUCCUCUACCUGAAGCUACAAGGCAUUGAGGUGACGGGCGACGAUGACCCGCGUAUUGACGAAGUCCAAGACGAGGAUUUUGCAACUUCAUUCGUGCCUUCUGGUUGUCUAGUUUUGGAUGAAGAGGAUGAACGUCGAUGUCGCGAGGCUGAGAGGAGAGAGAUGGAGCGGCUUCGGGUUUUAAGAAGAGAGGAGAGGCUGCGAGCACUAGAGAGGCUGUGGGAGGAGAGUGCAAGGCAACACAGGGAGGCCAGGUUGAAGAUUGCUAGGAAGAAGGAUGAGCAGGCACGGCAGCGGCGGAGAGAGGAGCGGGAGGCGAGAGAAAGAGAGAGGGAGAGGGAGGCGAGAGAACGCGAGGAGCAGAUUCAGCGGUAUACGAGGCCCAUCAGAGCCUACUCACUGACGCAGCGCCCUCUUCUCGACUACAGCACCAUACCUACCGACCGAACCCCGAAGCGUCGCGCGCCCACUCCAUCUGACGAAGAUGACUCCCAAUACUCGCUAAUGCCAUACUUCAUCCCCCGCCAUUCUUCAUUGUCGCACAGGUCUCCUGCGUCAGACAAGGACAAUCUUACACUGUCCCGGUUCCAGCGAGAGUUGGCCCUUGAGGCCGAGCAGAGCUGUAGCUCUCGCGUCCGCUUUGCGGAGGUCAUCAAGUGCCUGAACGGUCCCUUGUUCCCUUGCGAUUCCAGAUCGGACUUGCAAGCGCAGAGGAAACUCCGCCGCUUCCAGCGAGAGCUGUUCGACAUCCUGGUCGAGCCUGUGGAGUACCGUGACGGUGAGCGCAUGGGGACGGGAAAGCAACAAGAAGACAUUCGUCCCAGGCGGACUGGCUUGCCGAGGGUUGGGACGACGCCAGCCUGUGCGGCAUGCUCGCUCAGUUCCGAAUCUGCUUCUGGGUCUACUGGUACUUCCGGCGCGUCCUCGUCUGCAUCGGCCAUCGUUCGACGGAAUUCCUGGUUUUCUUUUGGAGGCCACAGCUCUCGCUCAUCCAUAUCCACCACCGUCACUACGCCGUCCUCUUCGCUUGCAUCGUCCAAGUCCCCGACAAGCUCGCCGUCGCUUGUCCCAUCUAUAUUCGGCGCUGAACAGGAGAUCAUUCCCCACACAUGCCGCGGUUCGCGGCUGACUCCCGUGCCCGCAAGAGACCACCCGCUCAGCAUUGCGCCCACGACUUCCAUCAGGCAAAGAGCCGUUGCCUCCCCUGGCGUUACCCGUGGACGCUCGCUGGUACGCAGCCAGUCAGUGCAUGAAGCGCCGAACGAGCGUGCAGAGGCCGCGGAUAGCAGCAGGCUCGUUCAUCGUGUGGGCCGCUCAGUGUCCACUCUGAUGGAUAUGGCGGCGCAGUUCCAGAAGGCAUACGUCAAGGCGACACUCUUCAGCGUCGGGCUGGACUUGCCUCGCUCAGAGUCUCGUAGUAUCUCUGGCUCACGCUCACCCCCUCGCACGUCUCGCCGUGUUUCCACGCAUCCAUCGGAGCGGAAUGGUAAGCUCAGGCCGGAAGGCUACCGUGCACUCUCCUUCGACGUGAAUACCUUCCUGCUGACGGAUGACGAGCUGUGCGAUCAGCCGCAGUCGAGGCGAACGCUCAUCCCGCUCGCCGCGCGAGAGCCGAACACGGUCGUGCAGCACCACCGCGUCUUCCCUGUCCUCGCACAGCCCCCACGUUCGCCCUUCCGCCUUGCUCAGCCUCCACCGGGACCGCGCCUGCGGCCCGUGGCGAACCCGGUGCUGCUGCGCCUGCAGGCGCUGCAGAACGUGUGCGCUGACCGUGCGCUGCCGUGGGAGGGCCGCGCGCGUGAAGGGCGCAUGAGUGCGGGCAAGGAGAAGCUGUUGGGCAUUGCGUGGGAGGGGAUUGGACGCAGUGGGCUCGGAUGGGAGGUGCGCGAUGUGGUGUGCUAGGCAUGGUAUGCAUAUUGCUCUUUAUUUCGCAUUUUUGCCCGUAUAGACGGCUAUGCUUAUUCUUGCAUUUGUACUAAUGGACAAUCAUUGCAUGGUAUGUUAUGCCCUAUAAAUUACUCGCUAGCCUUGGUCGCUCUCGUCGCGCAUCGUAGAUAUUGUACUUUCAUAGGAGCUAUACCCGCCCAAGAUCGCGUUGUUGUAACCUUCUGUACGUUUAUGCCUGUGCAAUCACUAUCGCCGUCAUAUUGUCCUUCGUACACUUCAUUGUUUGGGAGCGCUCGAAGUGCCAUUGGAAACAUGGUAUAGUUCAACACGAAAUAAAGUAUGCGAAAAACGCGAAGUUACCAUAUACUAUCACUGACUCAAAUCCAACCCACUCUGUGCCUGCCAUGGUCUGUCCUGCAUCAGCUGAUGGUUCGCCGCAUCCCACAAUGGUCCCGCCCCGCGCCCCCGCUG